This is a messenger RNA of Paraphaeosphaeria sporulosa, 1839 nucleotides long. RefSeq lists its product as uncharacterized. The record is from RefSeq and is a predicted model, not a curated record. The coding region runs from base 171 to 1805 and encodes 544 amino acids. NCBI's taxonomy places the organism in Eukaryota, Fungi, Ascomycota, Dothideomycetes, Pleosporales, Didymosphaeriaceae. The transcript has 2 exons.
UGGCAAUUUAAACUUGUGCAAAUCUGGCCGUCUUGCAACUUAAGCGUACUUCAGUUUCCGCAAUCAACCGCGGCAUUGGUACUUUAAAAUAACCUACUAAGCGAAGCAACGAGCGAACCUUUGAAGCACGAAGAGGCCACGGAGCGAUUUUGAGCUUACGGAAGCCAGACAUGGGCAACUUUCAAAUGCCGUAUGAGCCUGAUAUCGGUGAUAGACAAGUACAGUCGGCCACUAGAAUCGUAUACAACGAUGCUGUUGGGCCUGGUCAAUUCCGCUUAUUGGAACUGAAUGGCACAGAUGCACAUGGCCUGUUGCAAUGCUCGCUGAAGACUCACCGCUUGAAAGACGGAGACUUCCCAUCUUAUUCUGCAAUAUCGUACACAUGGGACCCGAGCGAGCGUGUCUGGUACGGAACAUACGAUCCGUCGGCGGACCAGCCAAUAUUACUCAACGGUACAUUGACAGCAGUGAGCAACAAGGUGGCCAACAUAAUGAGCCUCAUGUAUCAGCAAGGACGACGGUCUAUCUGGAUAGACAGCAUAUGCAUCGAUCAACGCAGCAUCGACGAUAAAAGCAACCAAGUAUCGCAAAUGGGCGCCAUCUACAUCAAUGCAAUCGAGGUCAUUUCCGUUCUGGGCUCACCUUCUUCCAAGUCAGACGAUGCACUCACAGCCGAUCACUGGUUCUCCGAGAGCUAUCGCGACAAGCAUGCGGAUCAGCUAGCGUUUGGGCUGUACGAUGUCCUGGCUUUCAAUGGGUACUGGCGCCGUGCUUGGGUCUUGCAGGAGAUUACACUAGCCAGGAAAUCUCUUCUAUGCUGUGGAUCGCGCCUGGUCGAUUUCGAGACUGCGAAGGACUUCUUUGCUACCUUUCAAGCGCAAAGUUCGUUCAGCAGUCUUACCAACUUUCGUCAGACCGGGGAGCAAUUGCGUUAUUUGAAGAAGGUUUUGGUGAGCCAAAUGGACGAAGGUACUUCGUCCGAGCCUUUCGAGUUGGGCUCAAUCAAAAGCUUCCGAGGACAAGCAUUCUUAGAUCUGCUAAGAGGCUCAAGGCGGUUUGAUCGGUGUCAAGACCCAAGAGACAUGAUCUACUCACGGCUUGCCCUGGCCACAGACGCGGCGAACCUGGUCGACUCGCCUGACUAUUCCCUCACACCUGAGCAAGUCUACGCAAGGUUCGCCGUGAAUUGUGUCACAAAGACUGGCUCACUCGAAAUCCUGACUCAUGCGACUAGACCGACAUCUGCUCGAAAGAUGUCGAGCUGGAUCCCAGACUGGACCCGACAAGACAAAUUCGAGGGCACGGGUAUCUGGAAGCCAUCAAGUAUGACAGAAGUCAACCAUGCUUCCAUGGCUGCUAUCACGUGGGAGAAGACAGAUCCACCCCACGUUCGUUGGGAUGAAGACGUUCUGGAAUUGACUGUUCCGGCACGCGUGCUUCAUGCUGUCCCACCAAAGAAGCAAGCAACUGCAUCGCGAGCUAUCUGGAAGGCCGUCACCGGACAUGUGAAGGAAAGCUGGCACGAGAUGCUGGACACCGACGACGCCGAAGCAUUAAUCACCGGGGAUCUAGUCUGCGUACUGCCGAGCUGCUCUCAGUUUGUCUGUCUGAGGCCCCAGGGCGAUCAUUAUACUGUAGUUGGUCGUGAUCCUGAUUGGCAGAAACGUAUCAUAAAGGAGAUCUUGAUCGAGCAUGUUUGGAGCUAUGAAGCAGAAGAAUCUGGACAGAAGAAGCGGGCGAAGUGGAGGUUUCGUGAUCCGGGUGCAGUCUCGCGCAUGGAGGUAAAAAGGCUGAAGGUCCGUUGAUCAGCUUCAUAGGAUUGGAAAGCGGCAAUUGCAC